GUGUAGUUCCGCCCUGCGAGUGACAUAAACGUCCUAGCGAUAGAAGCGUGCUGUGGAAGGUUCCGCACAUCAGGAACAUACUAAGCCACGGAAAGCCGUUUGUUUCCAGCAUUCAGCAGAAGUCAGCGUGUGAUUUAUUUAUCCAGUCGCCGAGAGCGCCGGCCAGACGUCAGAGUGACCUUUCCGAAAGAGCUAAUCUACAUUGAUCAGAUUCUGCCCCAGACCUGCCGCUGCUCACCGCCUCCAAACUCCCAGGGCGCCGCUUGGACACGACGAUGGAUGAGCUUCAGGAUGUGCAGCUGACUGAGAUCAAGCCCCUGCUGACCAACAAGAAUGCUCGGAACUUCCAGGACUUUGACUGCCAGGAGCAUGACAUCGAGACACCCCAUGGCGUGCUCCAUGUGACCAUGAGGGGGAUCCCGAAGGGCAACCGGCCGGUCAUCCUCACUUACCAUGACAUCGGCCUCAACCAUAAGUCCUGCUUCAACACGCUGUUCAACUUUGAGGACAUGCAGGAGAUCACGCAGCACUUUGCUGUGGUCCACGUUGAUGCCCCUGGCCAGCAGGAGGGCGCGCCGCCUUUCCCUACAGGGUACCAGUACCCCACCAUGGAUGAGCUGGCUGAGAUGCUCCCCUCUGUCCUCACCCAUCUGAAGGUGACCAGUGUGAUUGGGAUUGGAGUGGGAGCUGGGGCCUAUAUCCUGACCAGAUUCGCACUGAAUAACUCGGGCCUGGUGGAGGGGCUGGUUCUGAUCAAUGUCGACCCGUGUGCCGAGGGCUGGAUGGACUGGGCCGCCUCCAAGCUGUCUGGAUGGACCAGUAACCUGGUGGACAUAGUUAUGGCUCACCACUUCAGCACGAAUGAGCUGACAGAAAACCAGGAGCUGAUCCAGACUUACCGGCUGCACAUUGCCCAGGACAUCAACCAGGACAACCUAGGCCUCUUCUGCGCCUCCUACAGCGGCCGUCGCGACCUGGAGAUCGAGAGGCCUGUCCCAGGUUUGAAUGAGGACACAGUGAACACACUGACGUGCCCAGCUCUGCUGGUGGUUGGAGACACGUCCCCGGCUGUCGAGGCUGUGGUGGAGUGUAACUCCAGGUUAAAUCCAUCGAAAACAACACUGCUGAAGAUGGCUGACUGUGGCGGCUUGCCUCAGGUUGUCCAACCUGGGAAGCUCGCCGAAGCCUUCAAGUACUUUGUCCAGGGCAUGGGUUACAUCCCCUAUGUUCAGCUCAGCCAUCUGAACAAUGAAUCAGUUCCUACGGCAAGCAUGACCAGGCUUGCACGCUCCCGCACUCAGUCCUCAUCCAGCGUGGGCUCCCCAGAUGGCACCCACAACCGCACCCUGGCCAACGCCCAGCUAGAGGAUGCUAACGCCGGCGCCGCCCUCGACAAUCAGUCUAGGCCUCAGACCAUGGAGGUUUCCUGCUAAACACCUUCAGUCUUGCCCUCCAAAAUGCCUGCCAGAGAAUCCCCCUUGCUGUCCCUCUGUCCCCAUUCCCUGUGUCUACCUGCUUCUCCUCUCUUCCCAUCCCUUCUCCUGUCCUUGAGCUCUAAGCCAGAGAGACCUGUAAUGAAUGGUGUUAUAAAUGUGAAUAUAUACAUACAUAUAAAUAUAUAUAUAAAACUAUAUGUAAUUACACACUUAUAUCAGACUUCCAGUCACAAGCUGAGGGGACCAAAAAAAGAUUUACAUUGAGAAAUUGACAGUGUGCUGCCUUCCCCUGACUUCUCUCCUCCUUAUUGUUUUCUUACAGCGUAUGCAUGCCACCUGUGUCAUUAUAAUGGCCAGUAAAUUUGGCUUUUUUUGGUCAUUGUCAUUUCAUUCUCGUUCGUUUUAUCAUCUGUCUUCCAUUGUUCAAAGAUGAUUGAUUUCCCAAGUCCGUUUUGU
Megalops cyprinoides (Indo-Pacific tarpon) is the source of this 1892-nucleotide messenger RNA. RefSeq names its product protein NDRG3-like. Gene Ontology annotation, biological process: signal transduction. Gene Ontology annotation, cellular component: cytoplasm. Bases 276 to 1433 code for a protein of 385 amino acids. The record is from RefSeq and is a predicted model, not a curated record. NCBI's taxonomy places the organism in Eukaryota, Metazoa, Chordata, Actinopteri, Elopiformes, Megalopidae. The transcript has 18 exons.